Molecule: messenger RNA, 591 nt
Organism: Engraulis encrasicolus (European anchovy)
Lineage: Eukaryota; Metazoa; Chordata; Actinopteri; Clupeiformes; Engraulidae
Product: protein bicaudal C homolog 1-like
Exons: 4
Coding region: 1-504 (167 amino acids)
Cellular component (GO): cytoplasm
Molecular function (GO): protein binding
Source: RefSeq, a predicted model, not a curated record
AUGAAGGAGCGGAUGUGUAACAGCAGCAACUCAGAGAACUGGAGAGACCGAAGAGACUCGGCAUCCGGGGCGGGUGGAGCCCUGGGCCUCUUCCCAGAGCCGGAUGAUGACCUGCCAGAGCUCCUGAGUCAGCUGGGCCUGGGGAAGUACAUCGACACCUUUCAGGAACAGGAGAUUGACUUCCAGACGUUCCUGACCCUGUCAGACGAGGACUUGAAGGAGGUGGGAGUGCUGACGUUUGGAGCCCGGAGGAAGAUGCUGCUCGCCAUCACAGACUUGCAAAGGGCCAGAUACAGGAUAUUUGGAGGGCGGGGCCAGUGGGAGACUCCCACGAAUUGUGGACGUGGAUAUAGCGGCACAGAGCAACCAUUGGUGAUUGGGAGCUGUCAGCCUUUGGGAUCCAGGACUUCUCAUUACAUAUACUACAUGCUAUGGGUGCAUUUCAAUAUGCACACUUCCGUCCUCAACUUGUGCUUGUGGCCUUUUUUCCCGCUGGCAGCCUAGCCACAACAAUUUUUGACUGUUCUUAAUUCACCAUCCCGAUUGCAAUGACAUUAGAAUUGUUCUUUUGCAAGAUAUUGAAUUAAUUUU